Molecule: messenger RNA, 1467 nt
Organism: Lachancea mirantina
Lineage: Eukaryota; Fungi; Ascomycota; Saccharomycetes; Saccharomycetales; Saccharomycetaceae
Source: the annotation of a GenBank genome assembly
AUGUCUGGUUUGCUUUACCAGCUCUUGCUUAAUUGUCAAAAAUUCGAUAUCUUAGUGGAAAACCUUGGGACAACUUCACUACAAACAUAUAAUAGAUUUGAAAUGGGGGAUAAGCUUGAUGUAUUGAUAGAAUGGCUAGCAUCGUCUAACGAAUUUUACUUGUCAGAGAACGUUACUGUUGUGGAAACCAAAGGUUCUGGAAGAGGCUUGCGGCUUCGAAGUAGAGAGAUAAAAUGUCAUCAAGCGGUAAUAUCCGUACCCGAAUCUCGUCAACUUAACUUUCACACAGUUCUUAAACAUCUUGCGAUGUUCAACAAGCACUUGAAAGAUAUGGGUGGUAUUUAUGACUCGGAAGUGACGGAUUUGGUGGAUCAUGACGAUCCGCGAUUUAUGGCUUAUGGCAUAUUUGACCAGGAUUCCGUAAUGAAACUUACUUCAUUUCAGCUUUUAACGCUUUACAUUCUUUUCGAAUGGGUGAUCUUGAGUCAUUGGAACUUCAGGGGAAUUGUAUCGUUUUGGCAACCUUUUUUCAACGUUUUCCCAGAAGAUGGAGAUUUUCGUUCAAUUCCAUGCCGCUGGCUAUGUGAUAGCGACUCUCAACACAGAACGCUUUUUAAUAAACUACCGAAAGCUACUCAAGAUCACGCGUUUAGGAUCAAAACUUUGCUGGAGAAUGAUUGGCACGUUUUACUGCCUUACCUGUUGAAAUGGCAAAAGCUCUUCACCGAGAAUGGAAGUCCAGUUUUCACGCUAGAUGAGACUUACGAACGAUUCCUGCACAUAUAUUUUAUCAUAAACUCCCGCUGUCUGUAUAUGGACAUCUCGGAAAAAUCAGAUGCUGCGGACAAAUUCACCAUGGUGCCAUUUGUUGAUUUUCUGAACCAUGCUCCUGAGGUCAAUAAAUUCUGCCAACCGCGUCAGAAUUCUCGGAAGCUAAAGAAUUCCGCGUUUAUUAUAGAAUGUGGCCCUUAUGCUUACAGAAAUUUACAUGAGGAACUUUUCUUGAACUACGGUGCUCACUCAAAUGACUUUUUGAUGAAUGAGUAUGGGUUCGUUUUGAAAGAAAAUAAUUGGAAUUAUCUCGAUGUGACGGCGGACGUCGAGACUUUAGUCAUCGACAAAGAAUACAAGGAUUUUUUGAUUGAAAAGGAUUACUGGGGUGACCUCACAAUAGCUUUUGAAUUUAUAAGUUUCCGCCUACUUGUUACCGUAGCGUUAUUGGCUUCAAAAGAUGUGCGAAAAGUAGAAAAAUUCAUUUUAGGAUUUAUCGGGGAGGACUCGUUUCAGCCAGGCUUGAAUGCAGUGCUGCACCAGUUAUUGUGCAGUUUAAAUGAGCAGGUGGUCAAAAAAAGGGAGGAUAUCAAAACGCUGUCACAAUGCGAUGAGUGGUGUUUAGAGAACGUUUUGACCAUCUACCAAGGAUAUGAAAAGAUUAUUAUACAUCAUUUGGAGUCGAGACGGCCUUGA